Molecule: messenger RNA, 680 nt
Organism: Camelina sativa (false flax)
Lineage: Eukaryota; Viridiplantae; Streptophyta; Magnoliopsida; Brassicales; Brassicaceae
Cellular component (GO): chloroplast thylakoid membrane
Source: RefSeq, a predicted model, not a curated record
GAAGUCAAGUUAUCUACAACUUUGCCAUGAACAAUGUCCACACACAAAAAUUUAUCUGAUACCAAAGAGGUGGUGGUCUAGCAGAAGAAACAGAGGAAACUGAAAAUGGUGCUGUUAGGCUUUCAGCCUUUUAACUGGUACGUACAUGGAGGAAUCAUUGAUAAGAAAAAGAAGAAGAGACAUCUGGUGCGUAUUGUCCAAGCCACUAAAAGAGACGAUUCUUCUUCUUCUUCUUCUUCUUCUUCUUCUUCUUCACAGAGAUUUCGAAUCGAUAGAGAUAAAGCAAGAGAAGCUCUGAAACAGCUUGAUCAACAAAUCGAAUCUCAAGCUGAUGAAAAACCAAGAAUUAUCAUCAAGACAUCACCAGACGUCGUCAGAACCGAUGAUCCAAUCAUGUUUGAAGAACCACCUGAGAUGUCCGGAUCGUUCCUCACAACUUCAGCUUUUGUUCUCUUAGCUCUUACCUUGUUCUACAACAUUUUGUUCAUUACAGUGAUCAAACCAUCAAUGGAUGGACCAGAAUCAGUUCCAGAAGCAAACAGAGUUGCUAUGUCUGAUUCUGACAUUGUCAAGUUUCCACUUUCAUCUUUUCCUGCAAACACUUUCAAACAAUAAAAACUACUAUAGUUCUUGUCUUCACAUCAUAAUUAGUGUAUUUCUUGUAUAUUACAUCUUCACUG